Messenger RNA from Hymenoscyphus albidus, 1666 nucleotides. NCBI's taxonomy places the organism in Eukaryota, Fungi, Ascomycota, Leotiomycetes, Helotiales, Helotiaceae. The record is from the annotation of a GenBank genome assembly.
CCCCUCUCAUUUUUUUGUCUUCUUUGGAUGUCAUGUUGUGAGAUCCAAGAAUCGUCGGCUUUACACGCAUUUGAUGAACUCGUAUGACUUCGGGGCUGGACUGGGGCCCCGCACAAACUUGCGUGAACUCGCUUAAGGUAAAUCUUAAUUUUACUACCUUCGCUUGACGAGAUGCGGGGUCUACGGAGGAGAAAUUUGGAGGGUAUGCAUGCUAAAUAUAGCCUUGAUAGGACUGGAUUUCUCAAAGGGCAUGCGGUAUUCACUUGGAUGGACUGACGUUGCGGGGAUAGAUUUCUGCCUAGUUUCUACUAUUGAAGUUUGUAAAUUUCUCAGCGAAAGCAAUGCUUCAUUCUGACCAGAAACCAGGAAUGCGCAGAUGAGUUUUGAGUAGGUGCUCUCUUUACUCCAACAUCCUCUCCGGGGGGGGGUAGAGACAGAAAUUUGAGCUCACACAGUCUUAUAGAAAAGACGUGGGUUUCUACGGUAUUUUAUGCAACAACAGAGAUAGAUUCGUAGCGAAAACACAUCCACAUCACAAACCCAGUAACCCAAUCACCCCAAAAAACAAACCAUCAAUACCCUCAAAAUGGUACAAUUCCGCGAUCUAGCAACCACAGACCCCAACUGGACCGCACCGCGUAAAAUCCACCGUACCAUCACCGCAUUCCUAACUGCCAAAAAGACACCCACAGACACAGCGCAAGAAAUCCACCAAAUAAUCACCACCGACACCCAAGAAUCCUACCUCUCAUACACCUCCAUCCCCACACCAACAGCUUCCCAACUCCAAAAUGGCGAGAUCAGAUACCCCGCGCCAAGCGAUCUCCUUCAUUUCCUAUUUCGCUGUGUAGGCAUGGCUGCGAUGGAGAUAUCUCCCCAUGACGCAGGACAAGAUUACUUGAUCGAAAUGCUUCAGGAAUUCAUGGCGAUACCCAGGGUGAGAUUGCCUGAUGCGACGGGUGGAAAGCUGGGGGAGGUGGAGAUUUAUUGUAUUACGCCUGAGAAUGGAUAUGCAGGGCUGGCGCAGUUACUUUGGGAUUUGAAUCAGAGUGAGGAAUUUCACAUCCUCUCUUCUUUAUAGACCUAAUCACGCUACGGAGUAGAUAUCUGUCGUCCCCCAAAACGAGAUACGCAGAACAAAAGUAAGAAUUUCGUUCUGAAUGCGUAUACAAACUACUCCUCCUUCCUCGCCCGCCUCCUAGAAGCGGGGGUAUGUGAAGUAACGAACCUCAGCGCUCUACUCACCGGUCCUUUUGCCUCAAGCAACAAAUCCUUUACCAAACCUCUCGGCUUCACAGGGACUAAGGAUCCUAUUGAAGUGGCGUCGGAAUAUGAGCCAUAUAUUUGUGCCGCAGCGCAAUGGAUUUUGUUUGCACCCAAGGCACUGAGGGAGAUGACGGAGAAGAGGGUUAGAGUUAGACCGAUGGAGAAGCUGUUUACCCAAGAUUUGUGGGAAGCUUGGAAGGAGAAGUUUGGGGCUGUUGUGAGGGAUGGGAGGUUUGGUGGGGAGGUGAGGGGGCUUGCUGGAGAGGUGGUUGGGAGGAUGGAGGGGAUGGAGGGGAGGGAGAUUCCGGAUUUUGUGGUUGAGAGGUUGGGGUUUGUGAGAGAGGAUGAUGAGGAUGACGAGGAUGAUGAAGAAGUAGAUGGGAGUGAGGAUCAAGAUUAA